AUGCAGAGCGGACGCGUCAUGACCGGUCGGGACGAGCGGCGCAACCCGCUCGUGAAGCAGCUCGUGCUGGAGAACGACGGGCCGGCGAAGAUCAGUCACCUGAACUUUGGCUUAUUAUCAGAGAUAGACAUGAUGAAGAUGUCGGAACUGCGCGUCCAGUCGAAAGACCUGUUCCAAGUGCAGACCCGCGAACCCGCUGCACUGGGCGUACUGGACAAGCGACUGGGCGUCUCGAACAAGAAGGACUCGUGUGCGACGUGCCACCUCAAGCUCGCUGACUGUGUGGGUCACUUUGGCUACAUUAAGCUCGAGCUGCCUGUGUUCCACAUUGGCUAUUUUCAAGCCAUUACCGAGAUUUUGCAGAACAUUUGCAAGCACUGCAGUCGCGUGUUGCUGUCGCCUUUGGAUCGUGCGACGUUUCUCAAGCGCAUGCAGGACCCCCGUGCCGAUGUCUUGCGGCUAGUGGGUCUUCGGAAGAAAAUUGCGGCGCUGUGCAAAAAGACUGUCAAGUGUCCGUACUGCGACGCGCUGAAUGGCACUGUGCGGAAGAUCACGAGCACGACGCUGAAGCUCGUGCACGAAAAGUACCGAGCAAAAGCGACCCAUGACCUGCGCAAUGUCUUUGUCGCGCAGUUUGCCGAAGCGCAAGCGCAGAAUCCAGAACUCGGGCAGCACUUGUCGAAAGCACAGGAAGAUUUGAGUCCGCUGGUCGUGCAAGCGCUGUUCCAAGCGAUUCCCGAUCAAGACUGUGCCUUGUUGUGGGUCGAUGCGGACGAUGGACGACCGGAGAAGCUGAUCCUUAGUGCUGUGUUAGUGCCGCCAGUGUGCAUUCGUCCGUCUGUCGCCAUGGACGGCGGCAUUGGUAGCAAUGAAGACGAUAUCACGGUGAAACUGCAGGAGAUUGUGCAGGUGAAUUCAGCGCUGCGGGCUGCACUGCAGAAAGGCGCGUCGUUGAAGAUGGUGAUGGAAGACUGGGACUUUUUGCAGAUUCAGGUCGCGCAGCUCAUGAACGGAGACACGCCUGGGCUAGUCAAACCGCCGGGCACGAAGACUGGCAUUCGCACUCUAUGUCAGCGUCUUAAGGGCAAGCAAGGACGUUUCCGUGGCAACUUGUCGGGCAAGCGUGUUGAUUUCUCAGGCCGCACGGUUAUCUCGCCGGACCCGAACUUGCGGAUCGAUCAAGUAGGUGUCCCAGAGGACGUGGCAAAGACGAUGACGUACCCGGAAAAAGUAACGCGUUACAAUCUCGAAAAGCUACGCAAGUGCAUCGUAAAUGGACCUCAUGUGCAUCCUGGAGCAAACAUCAUCCGUAUCGAAGGUCAGAAGUUUACGAAAAACUUACUGUACGGUGACCGCGCCAGCUUGGCGGACGAACUCAAGAUUGGCGAUGUGGUAGAGCGUCACAUGGAAGAUGGCGACAUUGUGCUGUUUAAUCGCCAGCCUUCACUUCACAAGAUGUCCAUUAUGUCUCACCGCGUAAAGGUGAUGCCAUGGCGGACGUUUCGCUUCAACGAGUGUGUCUGUUCCCCGUACAACGCCGAUUUUGACGGUGAUGAAAUGAACAUGCAUCUUCCACAGACCGAGGAGGCCCGCACUGAGGCGAUCACACUGAUGGGCGUGGAGCAGAACCUCAUCACGCCCCGCAAUGGUGAGCCGUUGGUUGCAGCCACGCAGGAUUUCCUAACGGCUUCGUACCUGCUCACCCAGAAAAACAUCUUUUUCAACCGCGAGCAGUUCUGCCAGGUGAUAUCGAUCAUGAGCGAUGCAAGUGAGCACAUCGAGUUGCCCCUUCCGGCCAUCGUGCUACCGGUGCGGCUUUGGACUGGCAAGCAGGUGAUCAGCCUUUUGAUAAAGCCCAAUUCACAAACGAAGGUUCUAGCCAACCUGGAGCUAAAGGAGCGCAACUACACGAACAACAAGUACAUGUGCUGGAAAGACGGGUUCGUGUGCUUUCGCAACAGCGAACUCAUUUGCGGUAAUCUGGGCAAGAAAACGCUUGGUGACGGCAGUAAACAGGGUCUAUUCUAUGUGCUUAUUCGCGAUCACGGAUCUCACGAAGCCGCCCGGUGCAUGAAUCGUUUGGCGAAGCUCUGUGCACGCUGGCUUGGUAAUUUCAAAGGGUUUUCGAUCGGUAUUGACGAUGUGACUCCCUCGGAGGAGCUUGCAAAGCAAAAGGAAAAGCUGCUUCAGGCAGGCUACGACGCUGCGAACAGUUCAAUCGAAGACUACCGGCAGGGCAAAUUGUCGCUAAAGCCCGGCUGUAACGCUAUCCAGUCGCUCGAGAGCGAGCUCAACGGCUUGCUGGGUAAGCUGCGUGAGACUGCUGGUGCCGAGUGUAUGCGCACACUGCCGUUUCACAACAACCCGCGUAUCAUGGCUGAGUGCGGCUCGAAAGGCAGUGCCCUCAACAUCUCUCAGAUGAUGGCCUGCGUGGGUCAGCAGUCAGUGGGCGGCAAGCGUGUGCCGGAAGGCUUUGUGAACCGCACUUUGCCGCACUUCCUUCCACACGCUCUGCACGCGGCUGCCAAGGGGUUUGUGGCCAACUCGUUUUACAGCGGACUGACAGCCACUGAGUUUUUCUUUCAUACGAUGGGUGGGCGUGAAGGUCUCGUCGAUACUGCUGUGAAGACGGCCGAGACAGGGUACAUGGCUCGCCGUCUUAUGAAGGCUCUGGAAGAUCUGUCGUGUCAGUAUGACCAGACAGUGCGCAACUCGGAAGGAUCGGUAGUGCAGUUCACUUACGGCGACGAUGGACUGAAUCCGGCAUUCAUGGAAGGCGAUGAUCGACCGGUUGACUUUCAUCGUCUGCUGGAGCAUAUUCGCAACACAUUACCUGAUCGCGAGUCCCCUGCACUGCUUCCGUUUGAGCUGCGCCGUCUCGGCAAGCAGGUGGUGCAGCGUCCCCAGUUUCAAGCAAUUUUACCGACGGGACGCAAGUUCUUGAUUGAGAUCGAAGAGUUUUUGGGUAGCGUUGCAAGUGAAAUCGCUUCGAAUCGGACAGGCUGUGGGAUCGAAUCAAUGGAUACGGAUGUGAAGACGUACGCGUCGAAGCUAGAGAAGGCGUUUGAUGACGAUGAGGCAGCUAGUGUGCUGAAGACCAAGUCGGAAGCUGGCGGGGGGACAAAAAAGGAAAAGAAGAUCCAGAUUUCCACGAAUUUGGAAAAGCUUGCAAAGGUGCGUGGAAGACGACGGUUGACGAAGCCUGGUGCCGGGUCGGAAGAGGACACGGAUAACUCGGAUGAGGACAUGGAUCUGGAUCUGACCACCUACAAGAGUAAGGGGCUGGACAAGGUGGGUCUGCCUGAGUGGGAACGCGGUCGUUUCGAUACUGCUAAGUGCCGAGCGGAUUGGAGCGAAAGUGCGGGCAAGGACGGAACGUCUGAGAAGGAAGAGGCAGCGUGGCUGCUGUCGCACAACGUGUGUCGUAUCACGGUCAAGCAAGUCGAGAAGUUGCUGGAAGUGUCGCUGUACAAGUACAACCGCGCUGGAAUGGAACCCGGCGAGGCAGUGGGUGCUGUAGGUGCACAGUCUAUCUCGGAGCCUGGUACGCAAAUGACGCUGAAGACGUUUCACUUUGCCGGUGUUGCCAGUAUGAACGUGACGCUCGGUGUUCCCCGGCUCAAAGAAAUCAUCAAUGCGUCCAAGGUCAUUAGUACACCCAUCAUCACAGCGGCGUUGGUGUGCAAGACGGACGAACGCUCGGCGCGUAUCGUAAAGGGACGCAUUGAAAAGACUACGCUAGGAGAGAUUGCCGUGCACAUCAAGGAGGUCUUCGCUCGUGACCAGGCGUACCUUUCCGUAAAGCUGGACUUGGCUGCCAUCGAACAGCUACACUUGAAUGUCACAGCUCGGUCUGUGCGUAACAGCAUUUUGAACGGCGUCGGUGUAGGCUCGCGCGGUGUCCUUCGUCUGUUGAAGGAGCAGCACGUGCUGUUAAACGCGCGUUGUCCUGACAAACUGCGUCUACUAGCGCCGCCGAACUAUAAGGGCGCCCAGGGCGACACGCGUGGUGCUUACUUUGCUUUACAGGCACUCAAAGCAGAAUUGCCUGGUGUGAUUGUGCAGGGUAUUCCGACGGUGAACCGUGCGGUGAUUAAUUACGAGGAGGUGCAGAAGGAGGAUGCAGUGAAGUCGCUUCAUUUGCUGGUUGAGGGCUACGGUCUUGCUGAAGUCAUGGGCAUUCCCGGCGUCGACGGACUUCACACAACUUCAAACCACAUAAUUGAGGUAGAGAAGACGUUAGGCAUUGAAGCGGCGCGUGAGCUUAUCAGCUCCGAAGUAAACUACAUCAUGAGCGCUUACGGCAUCGGGAUUGACCGACGUCACUUGAUGUUGCUGUCGGAUAUCAUGACGUUCAAGGGCGAAGUACUGGGCAUCACUCGUUUUGGCAUUGCGAAGAUGAAAGAAAGCGUGCUGAUGCUGGCGUCGUUCGAGAAGACUACCGAUCACCUCUUUGAUGCUGCAGUUCACUCACGCACGGACGCUAUUGUGGGCGUCAGCGAGUGUAUUAUCAUGGGCAUCCCGAUUCCUCUGGGAACGGGUAUUUUCAAGCUGCUCCGUCAAGUCGAGAAACCCCGCUUGCAGCAGAGGCGGCCGCUUCUUUCCAGCCCACUCUAG
Hyaloperonospora brassicae is the source of this 4617-nucleotide messenger RNA. Lineage: Eukaryota; Oomycota; Peronosporomycetes; Peronosporales; Peronosporaceae. The record is from the annotation of a GenBank genome assembly.